Molecule: messenger RNA, 351 nt
Organism: Penicillium angulare
Lineage: Eukaryota; Fungi; Ascomycota; Eurotiomycetes; Eurotiales; Aspergillaceae
Product: RidA family protein
Exons: 3
Coding region: 1-351 (116 amino acids)
Cellular component (GO): mitochondrion; cytosol
Molecular function (GO): deaminase activity
Source: RefSeq, a predicted model, not a curated record
AUGUCUCGCCAACUUAUCUCCAGCGAGAAAUUCCCCACCAAGCCACACAACUGCCCGGCUGUCAAGGUCCCAGGCCUUGUAUUCUGUGCCGGUCAGACUGCUACAGGAGAGAUUAAGCAGGCAACAAAAACCUGCCUCCAAAACCUUAAGGAAGUCCUCGAACUAUCGGGGUCAUCUAUUGACCAGGUGGUCAAAUAUAAUGUGUACCUUGCCGAUAUGAAGGACUUUGCCGCCAUGAACGAGGCUUACAUCGAUUUCUUGCCACAACCUAUGCCCUCCCGCUCUUGCCUUCAGGCCGUUCCCCCCGGCAACGGAACUGUGAUUGAGAUUGAAUGCAUUGCCCAGGUCUAA